AUGGCUGCUGACAGACUGAACGCGCUUGCCUCUCACCUGAGGCCAUCAGCGCCAGCUGAUUGCGAGUGUACGACCAAAAGACAUCCCACACUCAACACCUCCCUGCAGGGAGUCACCUCUGUCCGCCAGGGAGUCCGCAUAGACCAGUUCAGAGACAUCAAGUACGGCGACAUCCCAGCCAGGUUCCGGGAAGCAAAGCUGCACGAACACACCGCAGCCGAGGUCGACUGUACCAAGUUUGGACCGGUGUGCCCUCAGAGCUACACGUCGGCCGCGAUACUGCUCCGGAUCCCAGAAGAACUGGACGAUGCCCUUGAGCCGAAGGAUGAGUUUGAGUGUCUCAACCUGGUGGUCACUGCGCCUGCGGGCCUCACGCAAGGGCAGCGCGUGCCCGUCUUUGUGUGGAUACAUGGUGGCUCCCAGGUGAUGACCUUUGGCAGCAUGGCAGGCAGGGUCUGUGAUCCGCACCGCAUGGUGGCUGAUUCCGUGAAAUUGGGGAAGCCAAUCAUCGUUGUCGCUCUCAACUACCGGCUCAACAUAUUUGGGUUCGGCAACGGAGAUACGACGAACUUGGCGCUCAAGGACCAGGCCCUCGCAGUGGAAUGGGUUCGAAAGCAUAUUGCAGGCUUCGGCGGUGACCCUGAAAACAUCACCAUGGCAGGCGAGAGUGCCGGGGCUGUCUACACUCAUGCCCACGCCGUCGUGGGAACUCCCGUCAAACGGGUGAUCCUCCAGUCAGGAUCCCUCUUUCUCUCCCCGCCAAUGUCGAUGAAAGCCCGCGAUGCCAUGCUCAAUAAGAUAUCCGAAAAGCUUCGGGCGGCGAAGGGCGGGCAUUCGCUGCAAGACGCGCCUGCCGAGUCCCUCCUCCAUCAGAUGCAGGAAAUGGGCAUAUCUUCAAUGUCGCUCCAAGCCGCCGACGGACUGGACAAUUGGCAAAAGAAGAGAGAAACCCCUCAAGCUCUCAUGGUUGGCGACUGCGAGUUCGAUGCGGCGAUUUGGCGAAACGGGAUCGAGGCGACCAGCGGCACCGAGAUAUCAAAUUGCUUCGACAGGAUCACAGCACCAGCUGAGAUCAAGAGCGCCUACGGCAUAUAUCCGGCCCGACCGACAUCGUGCAAGUAUGGUGCUCUCGACUUCAUCAACGACCGCUGCUUCGCGAUGCCAGCGCAGGAUAUCUGGGCUCGGUGGCGAAAGGACGGGCGGGCCGCCUAUCAGUACAUCAUCGAUCAGCCGAACCCGUGGCAGCCCUCGAGCCGGUCGCACCAUGCCGUAGAUCUCGUCUUGUUGUUCGGAGGAUACGACCUGUCUUUCGACCUGGGCUCGGAAGCAGUCGGCGCCGAGAUGAGGCGCAGAUGGAUCUUGUUCAUCAACGGAGAAGAACCAUGGGCACCAGACAGGAGGAUGGCGUUUGGCCCUGUUGGCCGCAGUGAAGAGAUCGACGACCGGGAAUAUGGCAUGCGAAGACGGACAAGGCAUUUCGAGUUGCUGCGAAAGGCGAACCAGAAAGAAGUGGUCUCUGCCUUUGCCCGGCUGGCAAUGGGUAAAUUGAGCUCUGAGAAUUAA
Thyridium curvatum is the source of this 1563-nucleotide messenger RNA. RefSeq lists its product as uncharacterized. Lineage: Eukaryota; Fungi; Ascomycota; Sordariomycetes; Thyridiales; Thyridiaceae. The transcript is spliced from 5 exons. Bases 1 to 1563 code for a protein of 520 amino acids. The record is from RefSeq and is a predicted model, not a curated record.